Messenger RNA from Lipotes vexillifer (Yangtze River dolphin), 2612 nucleotides. It is a transcript of the gene TOX2, whose product is annotated as TOX high mobility group box family member 2. The transcript has 8 exons. Gene Ontology annotation, cellular component: nucleus. Lineage: Eukaryota; Metazoa; Chordata; Mammalia; Artiodactyla; Lipotidae. Gene Ontology annotation, molecular function: chromatin DNA binding. The record is from RefSeq and is a predicted model, not a curated record. Gene Ontology annotation, biological process: regulation of transcription by RNA polymerase II. Bases 97 to 1674 code for a protein of 525 amino acids.
CCAGGAGCUCUGAACACACAGGCCCAAAAUUGGGAUAGAAGGUGGAUUUUGAAAAAAGAGGUUAAAUAACAGGUUUUUGCAUUUCACCUUAUAGGAAUGGGAUGGGGGGUUGGGGUACCGGGCCUCCAGCCAAUAGAGGACCAAGAGUUGUCAGGAGGGCUUAUAAAGCUUGCUAUUUCUGGCAUUUUUUCUCUUUCUCUGCUGAUUAUGCAGCAGAAUCGCACAGAGGCUGUCGCGGGCGCGUUCUCUCGCUGCUGGGGCUUCUGUGGAAUGAGACUCGGGUUCCUCCUACUUACAAGACCCUGGUGCAUUGCAGGUGUGUUUCAGCAGAAGUUUGAUGGUGAGAGUGCCUACGUGGGGAUGAGUGACGGAAACCCAGAGCUCCUAGCAACCAGCCAGACCUACAACAGCCAGAACGAGAGCAACGAAGACUAUGAGAUCCCCCCAAUAACACCUCCCAACCUCCCCGAGCCAUCCCUCCUGCACCUGGGGGACCACGAAGCCGGCUACCACUCACUGUGCCACGGCCUCACGCCCAACGGGCUGCUCCCUGCUUACUCCUACCAGGCCAUGGACCUCCCAGCCAUCAUGGUGUCCAACAUGCUGGCCCAGGACAGCCACCUGCUAUCGGGCCAGUUGCCCACGAUCCAGGAGAUGGUCCACUCAGAGGUUGCUGCCUACGACUCGGGCCGACCAGGGCCCCUGCUGGGCCGCCCGGCGAUGCUGGCCAGCCACAUGAGCGCCCUCAGCCAGUCCCAGCUCAUUUCUCAGAUGGGCGUCCGGAGUGGCAUCGCCCACAGCUCCCCAUCACCCCCAGGGAGCAAGUCGGCGACCCCCUCUCCCUCCAGUUCAACUCAGGAGGAGGAGUCGGAAUCGCAUUUCAAGAUGUCGGGAGAAAAGAGACCCUCCGCCGACCCCGGCAGAAAGGCCAAGAACCCAAAGAAGAAAAAAAAGAAGGACCCCAAUGAGCCACAGAAGCCCGUGUCGGCCUACGCGCUUUUCUUCAGAGACACUCAGGCCGCCAUCAAGGGACAGAACCCCAGUGCCACCUUCGGGGAUGUGUCCAAAAUCGUGGCCUCCAUGUGGGACAGCUUGGGAGAGGAGCAGAAGCAGAGCUCCCCCGACCAGGGUGAGACCAAGAACCCUCAGGCGAACCCACCGGCCAAAAUGCUCCCACCCAAGCAGCCCAUGUACGCCAUGCCAGGCCUGGCCUCCUUCCUGACGCCAUCUGACCUGCAGGCCUUCCGCAGCGGGGCCUCCCCCGCCAGCCUUGCCCGGACGCUGGGCUCCAAGUCGCUGCUGCCGGGCCUCAACGCAUCCCCACCACCGCCCCCCUCCUUCCCUCUCAGCACCCCCCUGCACCAGCAACUGCCACUGCCGCCCCACACCCAGGGCACCCUCCUCAGCCCACCUGUCAGCAUGUCCCCAGCCCCCCAGCCUCCCAUCCUGCCCACUCCCAUGGCACUCCAGGUGCAGUUGGCCGUGAGCCCCUCACCUCCAGGGCCACAGGACUUCCCUCACGUCUCUGAGUUCCCCAGUGGUUCCGGAUCCCGCUCCCCUGGCCCAUCCAACCCCACGAGCAGCGGAGACUGGGACAGCAGUUACCCCAGCGGGGAGUGUGGCAUCAGCACCUGCAGCCUCCUCCCCAGGGAUAAAUCGCUCUACCUCACCUAAGCCCGCCUCCCUCCCCUCCCUGAGGCUUGCUGGAAGGGCACUGCUCAGAGCCUGAAGGGCUGACAGCAGAAAAGAGGCCUUGGCAGGACGCGGGGUGCCGGAGAAGAGAGAGCAGUGACACGACCACGGCCCCGGGCUGAGUCUCUUCCUCAACCUCCCACCAGACUCUGCAGAGGCAGCGCACCGCCCGCCGCCAGCCCAAAGAACCUGCAGGAACCUUCCACCCCCUGACCUGCUUGCUCCAGGGUUACUGUGGACCCUGCUCCUCUCCCUGCCACCGUACCCCAUGUCGGGAUGUCUGGCCCCAGCCCAAAGUCGCGUGAGCCGCCCCUGGACGGAUCACUCUGCAGCAGAAACCCGCCCCCAGAUGCAUAGGGCAGGGGCCAGCUCAGCCCCAGAUGUGCAAAUACGGUUUUACAGUGCGAACAAGACAUUAUGAAACAAACUGUUGGCUCCGUGUAAGUACUAGUUGACUAAGUGUUUUAGAAACUGUGCUGAAGACACCUGUAAGAUUAUUUUGUUGCGGGGUGGGGAGGGGUGGGGAGAAAGUAGAUUCCUUUAAGGUAAAAAGCAUUUUCUAUGACCCUUAGCACAUUUUUUUAAGUGUUAUCUUAAGGGAGAUGUGCACGAAAGAAGCGGCCAAACCGUUUGAUCGUCUGUACAGCAGGAACCGGACGAUUUAUAGCCACACUCAGAGACGUUACGCUUUUUUUUUUUUUAAUCAUACGUUUAUUUAAAAUCACCAACAACGACUUCUGUCUAUUUAUAAGGAACAACGGAGAACAAACUGCAGCUUAUCAUAAAGUGCGCGUGCUUUGGGGGCUUUGGUUUGGGUUUGGGUUCUUAAAGUUUGCAGCCGUUUUCUGACCCUGCAAGUGUCUGCCUUGGUGCACAGUGCUUCUCUCGAAUUUCUUUAUAAUAAAACUUCUGAAAAGUUG